AUGAUCGAUUUGGGGAAGAGGAAGAGGAUGGAAUUGGUGGCAGCUCAAAUUAGAGAUGAAGGAAAGAACAAUUCCCUCGCCUGCCGAUCUGCUAUUGUGGUUUUUGGAAUGGAGCGACCGGCGGCGAGCCUCAGCAAUCGGCCAGAACCAUUAUUGAUUUCUAGGGUUCACAAGGAGGCAGGAGAAGAGGAAGCAGACGGUUGCCUCGCCCAUCAAUCAACCUCUGCUACUCUGGAUUUAGGAUUGGAGCGUCCGAUGGCGAGCCUCAACCGUCAACCGUAG
Linum trigynum is the source of this 282-nucleotide messenger RNA. The record is from the annotation of a GenBank genome assembly. NCBI's taxonomy places the organism in Eukaryota, Viridiplantae, Streptophyta, Magnoliopsida, Malpighiales, Linaceae.